This is a messenger RNA of Nanorana parkeri, 2042 nucleotides long. It is a transcript of the gene IKBKG, whose product is annotated as inhibitor of kappa light polypeptide gene enhancer in B-cells, kinase gamma. Gene Ontology annotation, cellular component: IkappaB kinase complex; nucleus; cytoplasm. Lineage: Eukaryota; Metazoa; Chordata; Amphibia; Anura; Dicroglossidae. The record is from RefSeq and is a predicted model, not a curated record. Gene Ontology annotation, molecular function: K63-linked polyubiquitin modification-dependent protein binding. The coding region runs from base 140 to 1816 and encodes 558 amino acids. Gene Ontology annotation, biological process: positive regulation of canonical NF-kappaB signal transduction. The transcript is spliced from 15 exons.
GAAAUCCUCUGCACUAGACAGAGAAACCGAAAUAAAGCAAGUCUACUAAGAUAUGACUGAUCUGUGAUCAUUUGACAAGCACAGAAUUCAUCCUUGUUUAUUUGUCAACUUGGUAACCUGAAGGAACUGUGUGCAGUGAAUGAGCGCUCGAGGGCAGACGGGUGAAAUGGUUCAAACAAAGGAUGGCCCUGAGGACGGGUCUCUGGGGAAAACGGAGACUCUGCCGCCUGAAGUAUCCAGUCCCGAGGCCAUUCAGCGCCUGUGGAUUGAAAACCAGGACUUGAGAGUGGCCUUGGAACAGAGUAAUGCAAUGUUGCGGAAAAGUCACAGCGAGAUGGUUGAGAUUCAGACUGCGCAGAGACAGGAGAGAACGUUCAUUGCGUACAAGUUCAGCGAGGCCAAAAACCUUGUACAGAGAAUGACAAAGGAGCGGGAUUCUCUGCACGCCCAACUCGCAGCAGCCAAAAAGCCGCUAGCUGAGGUGACAUCUAGGGAUGGGCAAACUGCAACAAAUGACAGAGCUGCCACAGAGGAACCGGUUUGUCCCUACAGUGCUCAGAAGAAAGGCUUCGAAGAGGCUAACAGCCCUGGGAGCUCUCUGUCCUACUGUGAAACGCUAACCCCCAGUAUGUGUGAAGUCAUCAGAGAGUCAGCACGACAUCACCAGGGGCCACCCCGAGCUGAGCAGGUGAGAGCUCCCAUCUUUUACGAUGAUAUCAUAAUGGAAAGUGAAAGGAAUCGACUUCUUGAGUCACCAGCUACAGACUUGGUCAGGAUUCGGGAGGAACGCGCCUUCCGGAAGGCAGUUACAGAAAUAGAAGUCCUGCAAGGUCAAGAUGAAAGGAGUACAGAAAGGGAGCAGGAUCUGCAAAAGAAGCUCCAGGAGGCAGAGAGUCGGAAUGCACAGCUGCAGGAAAAGAUUACUGCGCUGCAGCUGGAGGUGUCAAACUUGAAAGACCAGCUGAAAGACAAAGGGGUCGAAGCUCAAAGACAGCUCCAGCUACUGGCUGAGGAAAAGGCUUCUGUCAAGGCUCAGGUGACCUCUUUACUUGGAGAGUUAAAGGAGAGUCAGAUGAGCCUGGAGACCUCUCAGAUGGAGAAGAGGAAGGUGCAAGAAAGCCUGCGGACAUUGAAAGAUCAGCACCGAGAGUGGGAGUUGCAGAUGAAGCAGCAUGUGAUACAGAUGGACCAGAAGAGGAUGCAGGUGCAGAAUCUGGAGACAGCACUGAAAGUGGAGCGGCAGAAUGCCAGUGAGGAGAUGAGAAAGCUGGCCCAACUUCAGGCUGCAUAUCACAAGCUAUUUCAAGAAUACGAUGCACACAUCAAGAAUGGCCUUCACCAAGAAAAACUCAUGAAGGGCAUGGACCUUCAGCUGCAAGAACUAAAGCAACAGCUGCAGGAGGCAGAAGAGGCUUUAGUAGCCAAACAAGAACUCAUAGACAAACUAAAGAUUGAAACGGAUGAGCAGAAGAGCCUGAAAGAGACAAUUGUCCUGCUCAGAGCCCAGGCAGAUAUUUAUUGUGCAGAUUUCCAGGCAGAGCGGCAGGCAAGGGAACGGCUCCAUGCAGAAAAGGAGCAGCUGCAGGAACAACUGGAUGAACUAAAGAGAGAAUGGACUAGGAUGGAAGAGAUGAAGAACAGGCAUGCUGAAAGUGUACGACCAAACCAACCAUCAAUCUACCCUCUGCCAUACUCUGUUCCAACUGCUUCCUUUCAUACUAUGGUAGAACCUCAGGAGUAUCGGUGCCCCAAGUGUCAGUACAAAGCCCCAGAUAUGGACACGCUGCAGAUUCAUGUCAUGGAUUGCAUACAGUAGCCCCUUGACACUAAGGACUGCUCAGCCUGCUGCCUCAGGCUCCAUACACAUCAGUGUGCAAAAGGCUGCAGAUCACAGCACCCCCUGGAAAUGGACAGCUGGAUUCUAAGAAGGUCUUUUAACUGCUUAUUGUGAACGCAGUGAACCGCAGCACGAUUUGUAUUCGUUUUAUCACAGUGCAGUCUCGGUAUUACAUUGUGUAAGAUUCCUUGGCCUGUAUGUGAUG